AGGGCCGGAGCAGGCUGCAGCCACUCUUGUUUGUUACAGUGGGUACGAAACACAAUACGAGUUAUCGGAGCUCUGCGGAUCAGUUUCAAAAAUGCAGCAAACAGAAAAAGUCCAAGAAAAUAAUCCGCGAAAAAUACGCACAACCAGCCAUUUAUGAUGUUUAAGAUGUUCCAGCUGACCAGAAGAUUUUGUUAUAUCAGCAUUAUGGCGAAGAGUAAAAGAAAGAUGUGAAUGUUUAAUAAUGUCUGCUUCUGAGGCCACUGUGGCCUUGUGCCAGGAAGGCACCCACUGUUUAACUAGUGGAGACCUAGCUCUAGCCACAGCAUACUACACAGCAGCCUUUAGCUGCAAUGCAACUGCCACUGUCGAGCAUAUCAGAUCUCUGGGUAGAUCACAAGAAGAAAGACUCAUAGCCACUUUGGAGAAAUGGUGUGUAGGCCAAAGCAGAAUUCCUAAGAUACCUGUAGACAAAAUGGUCAGUGGUGCCCCAAACAGUGGCAUUGCUGCUGUUUUUUUGUCUACACUAAGCCCAAAUAAUCUGGCUUCCUCUUUCUUUAAGAUGAAUACCCUUAUAAAAGCUGAACGGUUUGAAGAUGUGAUCAGCCGAUGCAACUUAUUGCUGAAUAUCCACCCAAAGCAUUCAGUAGAGCUACUUCUCACCAGGGGACUAGCAUGGGUACUGUCAGAGACACAUUCAAGAAAUGGUGUUGUGGACUACAUACAAGCCUUUGUUAAACAAGCGAGUGAGACAGUGGAGUUUGUGUGCACCCGACAGAAGGAAUAUACAUCACAAGUUACACAAGCUUUCCGCAACUAUAUUGCCUUACAUGAAAACAGUAGUGAGAGUGGGCCUUCUGACAGUAUGCUUAAUGAAUGCUACAGGUUUUUGACUGCUGUAUCACCCCAAGAUAUUCGAAUGUAUAAAAUGCAGGCUGCUUACUUGUUUGAAAAGUGCAGAUUUGAUGAGUGUGUAGCAGUUUAUGCUAAAGCCAUUGCUAUUUCUUCUGAUUCCACCAAGAAUAAACCAGACCUAACAGCAUGCCUUCUGGUAGAUAGGGCAGCAGCUUAUUUCUCCAUAGGCAGUCGCACAAAGGACAUGAUCCAGGAUCUGACUGAAGCAUUUGAAAGAAGUCCUGUUGAGGCAAAGAGGCAUUUUGAGGAACUUUUUAUGCCACAGAAUGCUGGACUGAUUGUAGAUCAGGUAAGAGGACAGAUUGAAGCUGACUUUUCUACCUAUAGAGAAGCAGUGCGAAAUCGCUCUGAUCUGAGGUCCAGUAGUGAUUCUGAAAUGCUGUCUACCAUAGUCCAUGCUCUUCAGUUUUUGAUUUACAUCAGUCAAAAUGUUUUCAAGCGAGAGCUGAGCAUCCGGCUUGCUGACUGCAAGUUGCUCUCUGGGGAUUUUAAAAGUGCUUUGGAGAUCUGUAGCCAUCUAUUGGCAUCUGAUCAAAAGACCUACCAGAACACCCUCCUGGCCAUACGUGGGUUUUGCUAUUUACAUGCUGGUGACAAUCAAAAUGCCCUGAUGGACUUCCAAAAAAUAUUUGAACAUGAAUCUCCACAUCCAAAUAGCUGUGUUAAAGCACUGUGUGGAAGAGGUCUUGUCAGGAUGUUAAGGGGGAGCUCAUACUUGACAGCUGUGGACUAUGUUACAGCCAGCAGGCUGAAGCUGGAUGAAACUGUUCUUACAACAAAGUCAUAUGUGCCAUGGAACCAUAGAGGUCUUCUUUUAAAAGUCCUACAGGAAGAAGGGCAAAAAAUGCUGCAGAAAAAGACUACAAACCAAGCACCCAGUCCUUGCCAGAAAAGAAAAAACCCUGUUGAGCUGAAUGGAUUGUCAUUCAAGGAAGGGGAUGUCUCUGGUGUUUAUCACUUAGCUUCUCUUCUGCUGGAGCUGGAUCAAUCUGAUGAUGUAUCUCGAAUCCUGUGUGCAGAUGCCUUGUAUCAGAUGGGUCGUGUAGAAGAAGCUCAUAAGAUGCUGUUGGUGUCCCUUAGUGGCAACUCGCAAAAGUCCCCUGUUCUUGCUCGGCUAGCCCUGCUACAACUGAAAAAAGGCUUUCUUUAUGAUGGAAACCAGCUGAUAAAGAAAGUGAUCCACAUUGGUGAUACAACAUGCCUUCUUCCAAUCAUGGACGUAUUCACGCAAGAAGACAGAGGACUCAUGCAAGACCAUUGUCACUCCAGUGCUAUGACCAUCUUGAAGACGAAACAGGGAGAUACGUAUGUCAAGGAGGCUAUUGCUUAUCUUUCUCUUGCAAUUAUUGCUUCUGGUGGUCGAGCUGAAAACUCUCUUCUUUCCCGUGCCAGAUGCUAUGGCCACCUUGGCCAGAAGAAGACAGCCAUAUUUGAUUUUAGUGCUAUAUUGAAAGAAAACCCAAGUAACGUAGAAGCAUUGUGUGGUCGAAGCUUCAUGUAUUUGGUACUCAAUCAGCAAAAGGAAGCUGUGCAAGACAUAAUUUCAGCACUAACACUAGAUCCAGAUUUGGUGACCCGAGAACUUCUAGCUUUGAAGCAAGAGGCUCAAACCGUAAUCACCCAGUGGCUGUAUGAGCAUAGCAGAAAAAUCGUAGUAGCAAACUGUAAUGGUAGCCAAGAGCUUUCUCAGAAAGAUGCCCUCAGAGAACUCUCCUUGAUUGGACACUGUUUACUUCAGAUAAAUGAAAAUCACCUGAAAUGGCACACUUUGUAUUCUGACAUUCUAGUAGCAAGUGGGAAGUGUGACCAAGCUCUUGUGCACCUCCAGAAGUUCUUUGGCUGUGAUCCAGAAGAUGCAACAGUGAAGGCUAGAUGUGGUUUGAUUCACAUGACAGCAAACAAUCUCCAGAAGGCAGUUGACAGUCUUCAUUUUUUGGCUGAAGCAGAUCCUAAGGAGCUAGAAUUUGUAUUAUGCUUCUUAAACACAAAGCAACGACAGCUUCUAGCUCAGUUUGCAUCUCAGGAAGGCACUGCAUGGGGGAAGAAGUCACAACAGGAGAAAGCUCUGCCAUACCAUUCAUUGGCAGUAUUAUCCAGCAACAAGAGCCCACAACACCUUCGUCAGCAUGCCAAGUGCUUGGCACAUCUCAAACAGUACACCAGAUCCUUGGCAGACAUGGAUGAAGUGAUUACGAGACACACCAAUGAGGAUGUAAAAUCACAAGUAGGAGACUAUUGUAUGAGAGGUUAUAUUCUGCUCCUGAUUUCAAAGGAUGAAGAUGCAAUUGAGGACUACAUGAAGGCUUUGCAUUUAAACCAGGCAUUGGCAUUAUCUUGCAUAGCAAGCAAGCCUGGUAGGCAGAGCCUUGCACAAACAUUUCAUAAGACAGCACUUCAUCAUUGUGAACAACAACUUCAUGAAAAAGCAUGGAAAAUAACUGAAUGUGGGUUUGUAAUUGAUCACUACAACAGCGACUUAAAAAAACUAAAAAAUAGGCUCAAACGUGAAGCAUCAGGUUGUCUCUUGCAUUAGCCAAGAUUUGACGUCAUCUACAUCCUGUUUUACUGACAAACUCUUUAUGGAUAUGUAUGUGUGCUGUUUGUUUUGGUAACCAUUUGAAAUGUCAGGAACUGCUAGACGGGGUCCAGAACCAUGCUGACUGAAUGGCUGAUAAACAGACUUGCAUGUAAUAGGUCCAAAGCAGCACUAAGAGUUAUGGAGUUCAUCACACAUGAUGAACUUCACUAUGAUAACACAGAAGGCUAAUGUAAUUUUAAGGUGUAAAAAUUAACUUUUUGCUGCAAAGUAUCAUGUAUUUUGGUGUCACUCUUUCAGUGGAGUUUUUGCAGCUUAUGUAAACAGAAUAAUGCCAUUAUGAUCAUGCGAUGCCCCCUGAAUUUGUCAAAGAAGAGAGGCAAAUAAACAGUAUGGUCUAUACCAGGGUAAAACUAUUGUUUAGUACCCUUUAUAUACCUUGGCAUGAUUUUAACAAAGGAGGUAUCCAUUACCUUAGCAGUGUUUCCAGUAUAUACACUAAAAGGACAACAUGAAACACCAUGAUUUAUUUUUGUGUCAUUUGCUGUGACAUGUAAUAGAGACAGAAUAAGAUGCCACAAACCACAACCAAUACCACAAACCUGCUCAUUUCUGAAUAUUUGUAAAUACUGUAUUCUUACAUUUUGACCCAGAUAGAUGCAGGCAUACAGUGGAAAUGCACAUCUAAAAUUCUGAAAUUCAUUUCCUAACAGUGCAUUUUCUGAAAAUAUGAUGGCCGUUAGUUAAUGUUCCUUAAACUGCAAAUUAAUUAAAGAAGACAAUCAUUCAUAAAAUCAUACACCUUAUCCUCAAUGACAUAAAACUGUAAUAAUGAAUGAAGAUAUUAUUGAUUAUCAUGGACUGCUAUGCUUUCUAAUUUAUUGUGCUCCAUUGUAUACAGUGUUAAUUGUGUUCCACAUUUAAUCUCAGAAAAAGCAAAUAUGGACUUGAAAAAUUCAAAAAAAAGUUGUAAAGGUUUGAUUUGUAAAUGUUAUAUAUUGUUAAUCUUAAGGUCUGGUAGGAACAUAUUGUGUUAAUGAUCUACUGGAACUAGCCACAUCUUGACCCUUUGGAUUGUGAAAUGCCUGUGAAGGUCUUGUGAGACUAGUGUUCAUGCCUUGAUGCAGUAGUAGCCAUCCAAGAGCAGGUGUUAUAUUUACAUGUUUCUAUUUGAGUAUGUAUUCAUGUGCCUUUGGUAUGACAUGUUAUAGCUUUCCACAUACAGCUGUAUCCAGUGGCAGAUGCAAAAAUCUGGUUGCUGGAUAUGUAUCAGUGAAAAUAAUCUUAGCACUGCCCCUGCUGCUUGUCAUGAAUCAGACAAAAUGUUGAAUCCAUUUGCAUAUGUGUAUCUGUAGCAAGGCCUGAGCAAUCUUGUGGAAUAUGGGGCAUUUAAAAACUUGUAGUCCAGUAUGAGUGCAAUACAGCGUUCAACUUUUCCAGUCAGGAAGUGCAUUAUUUUGUUUGAAAUUUAUUUUUGUAUUUUCAUUUUUUUUUUUUUUUUUUUUUUUUUGAAAAGACAAUCUUACUUCACAGCAAGAAAUUAUGAAAAUCCUAGCAUGUUUUUAAAUGCACACAUAAACCCACAGGAGUAGAUUACUUCUUCCAGUCCAGUAAAAAACAAAACCACAGAAAACUAGGCAUUUUUGAAGAAAACACUAAAAAACACACAGUUAUAAAAACACUUUACUGACAAAAACUACAAAGUGAGUGCUUUUAUUUUGUCACAUACUGUGUUGGAAUGAGACAUCAUCAGACUUAAAUCAUUGACUAAUGCUACCUGCUUGACUAGACCAAUGGGAAUCAAAUGACCACCCACCAACUUAAAUAAAACAUCCAUUUCUGUUUAAAAA
Molecule: messenger RNA, 5298 nt
Organism: Protopterus annectens (West African lungfish)
Lineage: Eukaryota; Metazoa; Chordata; Ceratodontiformes; Protopteridae
Gene: TTC34
Product: tetratricopeptide repeat domain 34
Exons: 8
Coding region: 242-3445 (1067 amino acids)
Molecular function (GO): protein binding
Source: RefSeq, a predicted model, not a curated record